This is a messenger RNA of Naegleria gruberi, 537 nucleotides long. RefSeq lists its product as uncharacterized. The record is from RefSeq and is a predicted model, not a curated record. Bases 1 to 537 code for a protein of 178 amino acids. Lineage: Eukaryota; Heterolobosea; Eutetramitea; Acrasida; Naegleriidae. The transcript has a single exon.
AUGGCCAAAGUUUCCACUGGUUUUUUAAUUGAAGAUGGUUCGGGAUCAUCACCUCUCUAUCUAAUGUGCCACACUACAUGUCAUAAAAAACCUCCAAAACAACCAAUUUUACCAUCAGAAACUGAUGAAAAGUGGACAGUUCCGAAGGGAAUUAUUGAUGAGAGUAAUUCAAGUCAGGUUGGUGAUGAUAUUGAAAUUGAAACAGCAAUUAGAGAAUUGAAGGAAGAAACUGGUAUUGAUUUGAUUGGAAAUGAAGUUUUGAGAAAGGAGUUUUAUGAUCCAUUUCUCAGCAAGACUUUGAAAUUUAAUCUUCAUAAGGAGUACAAGAUUAAGGCAAAAGUUAUCAGAAUUUACUUAUUGAAGGAUAGUAAAGGAUUAAUUAAGAGUCAAUAUGAUACUUCUGCUAUGAAAUGUACAUCUCUGAUUGAUAUCGAUCAUCCUUUGAAGGGGUUUCCAGAGGUUGAUGCCUUUUUGUGGGUCACAAAAGCACAAGCUUCUAGAAUUGCAUUGAAAUCUCAAAAGGUUCUUUUCAAAUAA